AUGGCGGGCGCUGCGCCGGGCCCGCCGCUCAAGGUGCUGGCGGCGCAGCUGCGGCGGGCGGAGCGGGGCGCGGGCGGCACCUGGCAGCUGCGGAGGGCAGCGGCGGGCCGGGAGCCGCUGUCCCUGCGGGCCGUGUGGAUGCAGGGCACCGUGCUGGAGGUGCAGCGCGGCCCCGAAGGCGGCUCGGCCCGGCUGCAGGAUGGCAGCGGCGCCUUCACCGUGCUGGGCGUGGAGCAGGUGCCGCAGGGCCGGCCGUGCCUCAGCGCAGGGAAGUAUGUAAUGGUGAUGGGUGUGGUGCGGUCCUGCAGUCCUGAGCCCGUUCUUCGAGCAAUAAAGAUGACAGAUCUCUCUGAAAACCCCGUCCAUAAGAACAUGUGGAACCUUGAAGUGGAGGAUUUGCACAGAGUCAUCCCCUAAUACUUUUUACUUUCUUCUAAAAGAACUGUACUUAUUUUUUGCUUUUGCUUUUUGGUGCAGAACUUUGGACUAUUCUGUGUGACCACUGCUGGAGUAAACCAAAGUGAGGAGUUGAGCUCAGUUAAACAUAGGGACCAAUGCUCAUCUGAUAGUAAUCACAGUGUUUGUGUCUUCCAGUCUUUUUUUGCACCAGCAUAUUUGAGAAGUGCCAGUUUGAUGUUUUGAUUAAGAUGUCCAUGCUAUUAAAAAGGCUGUAUGUUUG
Messenger RNA from Catharus ustulatus (Swainson's thrush), 679 nucleotides. It is a transcript of the gene RMI2, whose product is annotated as RecQ mediated genome instability 2. NCBI's taxonomy places the organism in Eukaryota, Metazoa, Chordata, Aves, Passeriformes, Turdidae. The transcript has 2 exons. Gene Ontology annotation, biological process: maintenance of rDNA; DNA repair; regulation of sister chromatid segregation. Gene Ontology annotation, cellular component: cytosol; nuclear speck. The record is from RefSeq and is a predicted model, not a curated record. The coding region runs from base 1 to 417 and encodes 138 amino acids.